Messenger RNA from Solenopsis invicta (red fire ant), 6619 nucleotides. RefSeq names its product histone-lysine N-methyltransferase SETD1 (gene Set1). Gene Ontology annotation, molecular function: protein binding; histone H3K4 methyltransferase activity; RNA binding. The record is from RefSeq and is a predicted model, not a curated record. Gene Ontology annotation, cellular component: Set1C/COMPASS complex. Lineage: Eukaryota; Metazoa; Arthropoda; Insecta; Hymenoptera; Formicidae. Bases 1644 to 6188 code for a protein of 1514 amino acids. The transcript is spliced from 9 exons.
CUUCGUAAGGUGCGGAGAGGGCCUAAACUAGUCGUGGGCGCCAAGUAAUUAGUAAUUGAUUCUGUAAUUUGAAAGAGAGAGAGAGAAAGAGAAAAGGCCACUUGUGAUGAAAGAUAAAGAAUGACGUUACCGAUCUAACAAGAAGAGGACGCGUUCGCGCGUCGACCCGGUUUACGCGAACGGGUUAUGAACGCGCACGGGGGAUGCGCAAAGUGCGUCUCGUGUGCGCGAAUGGACACGGCCAGUCAAACACGCUCAGGUGCGUCAAACUCUGCGUUGCGCCUAUCGAGAAAGAGAGAGAGAGAGAAUCGCGCGUGUCGCGAAGAGUCAGUGAGCAAGGUGAGCAAGUGAGAAGGACGAGAAGAGGGAGAGAGAGCGAGAGAUAGAGAAGUUGAAAAACUUGCUCCGUACGUUUCAUCACGCUUUCAUCAGGCCGGAGACCGCGCGAGCCGUCAGCAGUGACGAAACGUCGGUAGCAGGACGGUCGAGAGGACGAUCGGUUCGAUAGCUCGAUAGCGAGCAAUAGCGAGCUCGGGCUCGGGACGCCGCGCCGUUGCGCACCAUCGCUGGACGUUUUACAAAAGUUACGCGAUCCCUGGCAGAGGAAGAGAAAGAAAUUGCAACGUAACUGAAUAAGGGUAAAGGUUUUGGCGGAAGAGAGAUAGACUGAGCAAGGAAAGACAAAGAAGAAAAAACGGAGAAGAGUGAAGAGAGGCGAGGAGAGUGGAAGACAGAAGCAGAGAAGUAAAGGCAGUAAAGGCGAGAGGAGGUUUAAGCCAAAGCCUCGAACAUAAAGCUUGUCGACGGCACGCUAUACGGAGAAUUCCGCGGCGUGGGAUGUUCUUGGCGGAUCAUCGUCGCGCGGGCAACCCAACCUAAAAAAAAGGACCGCCGAGAAGCGCCUUCGAGGUUAUGUACUGUUGAGAGGGGGUCACCACGACGUUCUCGCGCGAGACUGAACGGCCGAGGUCGAACAGCGAGAGAAAGAGAGGGAUUACAUCGUAAGUCUGUGAACACUAUGGCUUUCGGAUCCUACCUGAGGAUGCCGUAUCGAUAACGCCGUAUCGGGGAUCGGUAUCGAUCCAGGGACAAGGGUCUCGUGUUUGCGCGACGAGAGAAUGCGUCCUCGUGCGACAAUCCACAGCGGAGUGUCAAGGCUUCGUGCGAUUAUUGCCUCUAAUGUGAUCGAGCGUGUGCGAUGAGAGAGAGAGAAAGAAAGAAAGAAAGAAAAAUCGUUAAAAGAUGCCCGUAACAAACUGUAAAGUUAGUCUAUAAAAAAUACAAUUAUUUUGCAGUUACUGUACGAUCUCUCAUGUAAUCAUUGCCGCGUCUCUGAUGUAGGAGAGACAUACCUAGGCACUUAAAGUUUCGACAACGAAUUCGCUAUUUUUGUAAUUGAAUUAUUUUUAAGUGAUGAACAGAGUGAUGUAUGGAAAUGGUGUUGUACUGAUUUACAAUUCAAUUUGUGUGAACGCGUACGAUUUUAUUCUUUUCGCGAUUUGAUAAACAAGCUUUUCUCAAAAGAUGUGAAUAAAUUAUGUGUUACAUAGGUUGAUUUGCAUUCACCAUAAUACCAAUAUUAUUUAAAGUUUGGAUAAAUGUUUACGACAGAAGUUCAUGUGAAUGGAUGAUGCUUGGAGGCAAUGAACGGCAUGGAGAGGCAUGGUCAUGGACAUGGACAUUCACAUGCGCACUCGCAUCGUCAUCGCCAUUCCCAUGGCAGUUCUCAAAGUACUUCGCAGAACUCGAAUCAGCCGUCAUCGAAACAUAGCCACGGACACGUGACACAUUCGCAAAAGGAUGCAGCCGCGCCACCGGCGACCCCGAAGACCCAGAGAAAUUUUAAGUUGCUGGUUGAUCCAUUUUUAGUUAAGGGAGCUACAAGACUAUGCAGAUACGAUGGAACUGUCCCGGGAGACCCGACGUAUCCACAAGUUCAGCCUCGAGAUCCCAGAUCGCAAUUAACAAGGAUCUGGACUCGACUCGAACAGCUCGAUCUACCUGUACCUAGAUUUAAAAUCGACGCCAAUUACUGUGGAGAGCCACCGCCACUGGAAGUAACAUUUUGCCAUUUAAACGACAAUAUCGAUAAGAUAUUUUUGACAAACAUGGUUCAGAAAUUUGGGUCUAUAGAAGAGCUUACUAUUUAUUAUCACCCACUAACCAAUAAGCAUCUUGGCAUAGCAAGAGUGGUGUUUGAAUCGACCAAGGCAUCCAAGGUGUGUGUAGAAAAGUUGAAUAAUACAUCUGUGAUGGGGAAAGUAUUAAGGGUGUUUUUAGAUCCCUUUGGGGAAGAAUGCAAGAAGAUGUUUGAGGAAUUAACUAUUGAGAAGAAACCAGAGAAGAAGGUGGAAAAAGAGGUUCCAAAGCCACCACCACCGGAGGUUGAACAAGAGAAACAUCAGACACCAGUAGAAAAGGCUGUGCCUGAAGAAAGGGAUGACUUUAGAAAUAAUAAAAAAACUAUUCUAAGUAUGGACAAGAAUAGAGAACCAUACGUAGAAAAUUCAAGAUAUAACAAAUACAGAGACUAUCCUACGCCGAGCGGCAGCACAGGUAGUGAUUUGGGUUAUGGAACGGCGCCCAGUGAAUUGAAUUAUUCUAGUAAUUACUCUCAAAAUUCUACCCCGGCAACAAAUUAUGAUUUCUAUUAUAGCAGUUAUCAUCAUCAACCUCCAAGUAGUUACUUAGCUAAUAUCCCACAAAAUGUGUCACAGAGUAUACCGAUUCAACAGAACUCGAAUGUAUGGUGGGGCAAUAAUUCUGGCUCGACGGGAUAUUCAACUUCGACCUCUGUUUGGCCAAUUCAACAACAUGCGACAAAUUUAGACAGUGCUGGUUCUAAUAUGACACCAAUUAAUAAUAAAACUUCCAGUGCAAAGGUGCAUCAUACUCCUAAAAAGGAAAAAGAGAAUCAGACUACUACGGCAAAGAGUACGCCACGCGAUUCUCCCGAUGAAACUCGCAAAACAUUAGAUUUAGAUACGAGAAUUGCUAUGUUAUUAAAGGAUAAAGCAGGUGGAAUGGCACCUCCUUUUCUACAAUUUGGCAGUGACUCGGAAGACGAUAAAAAAUCUCAACCUGACAAUGAGAUGCUGUCAGAGCCUCCCAGUCCCUUCCUCUCGCGCGAAAUAUACAAACAAUGUUUCGACAAGAUAGUAGAGAGGAAUAAGGAACGCAGGAAAAUUCAUGAGAAUAGCAUUAGUCAUUUCUCUGUGGACGAGGAUUUGGGUAGUGUCAUAAGUUCCAGUGAAGAUGAGGCAUUGUUGGGAAGUUACAGUCCUGCACCUGAUGACAAUGAACCAGAGCCACCUAAGGACCCACCACCGCCUCCGCCACCUGACGACGACAGAAUGUCUCUGAGCCCUUUGAGUUCAGGGGAUGAAAAAAUUGAGGAAGUAAUAGCGCAAACUGAACCUUCGAAUCAACUAUAUCCGGCAGCUGGUUAUCCUGGACAUUUGACUCAUUACCCCUCUAAUGAUGUGUAUAAUUGGCCACGACCGACACAGUAUCCUUAUCCUUAUGGAACAACUUAUUUACAGAGCCAUUAUCAACCUACCACGGCAACUUUUUCAGCAACAAUUGGAAAUCAUCAAGGAGCAAACUAUUAUUCUUCUUUCCAAUCUCGGUUACAUGCUAUGGCAAAUUAUAACAUCACGAAAGAUCCACAGGGACCUGCCAUUAAUGGAGUAUUGAACAAAGUUGUAAAUGAACUAAAACAAAUUCUAAAAAAAGAUUUUAAUAAGAAAAUGAUAGAAAACACAGCAUUUAAAUUAUUCGAGGUUUGGUGGGACGAAAAGAAAUCCGAGAAGAAUCAAACUCAGGGUAGUGGCGACAAUAUCAUUGCCAAUAACACGACAAAAGAGGAUGUGAAACCACAAGGAUUGUCUUCAUUAUUGGAGCAAGCGACGCCGUUAGGACUCAAUUACGAUGGUUUCGGUUUGGGUAUUCGAGCUAGUAUGCCAAAGAUGCCUUCAUUUAGGCGCAAGAUCAAAGCUCCAAGCCCAUUACCGCAGGAUGAGGAUAGUCGGCAGUCGGGUCACGCUGAUAUGGAAACAAUUGAAAGUGACAGUGAUUUGGAUGUACCACCUGUACAAAAAACGAAAAAACCUCUGACUUCUCUUCCGACUGUCUCAUCCUCGUCUACCACGUCUUCAUCAAUCGAAAGUAGUAGCGAGGAGGUUAGUUCCAGUGAAUCUUCCGAUAGUUCAAAUGAAAGUUCCGAUGAAGAAGCUUGUUUCGAAGAUGAGCAAGAUACAGAUAGCCGAAUGUCCGAUCACAGACCUUUGGCUAGUAAUAGCGAGGAUCCUGAUAUAUUGAUGGAACUCGCGAUCCAAAGGUCUCUAGACUGUCCCACGCCAACCGGCAGAGAAACGCCAGUGCCGGAUAUCAAAAUUAAAGAUCAAAAUUCGAUCGAGUUUCCACAGAUUGAUGAUGAUAAUAAUCUGGAUAGUUUAUUAGUUUCUCCUGUAGGGUACGAAAGCGUCAAAGAAGAGGAAAGAAUUGCCGAGAAGAUGCCUGUAGCGGAAGAAAAACCGUUUGAUGUGUAUAAAACCUUGGACAAGGAAAUAAAGAAUGUGUCGAGAAUCACCGAAGACAAGGGAACGCAGAGUGAUAUAAAACCUGCACCAAUGAUGAUAACAUCAGCAAUAAAAGAGGAAACAUUACCAGAUAUGGAGAAUUCGGCCGCAGAAGCUUUGAUGACUUUAGCUGGGCAGGAUAACAUUAUACGACAUAGGAGUCCUGGUCCUGUACAGCCUAAUAUUAUCAGAGCGCUGCAGACAAUGUCAGCAAAAUAUAUCAAUGAUGAACCUAUUUUGAAGGAUAAGAUUGAAAUGUUUAGCGAGAUUCCUACGACUGACUCGGAGGAAGAAAGCUUAGAAAUCAGAAGGCUAAGGUAUCAAGCAGAGACAGAACUUCGAUUAAAUGGACAGCGAACACCGAGUUCACCCGGUUCUCAAGCUUCGCAAGUAUACAUGGAACAUUCAUAUUCGUUACCACCCGCACAACCGGAGCCUAUCGAACCGGUGAUACGUGUACCGCCAGCCUCAGUGAAAGUAAAACAUUCGAAGAUUGUCAAAUUAACAAAAUCAAAAGACAAUACUCAUAAAAUCGAGAAACAGAAAUCCAAGAAAUAUACAAAAGUACAUAGCAGUCAUCAGAACCAUGUGGGAGAAAAGGAGAAUAUCCGAAAUGAGUACAUAUACGACAAGCUUCCUAAGCAGGUUCCAGAGCCGACCGUCACGUACAAAGCACGAGAUUAUAUGUCAGAAAUGGCUAUUUUGUACGAAUUUUUAACUAGAGGAAUAGACGCAGAGGAUGUGGAGUAUUUGAGAAGAAGUUACCAGGCUUUCUUAGCGGACGAUAGUCACAGUUACUGGUUGAACGACACACAUUGGGUCGAUCAUCCGCCGACGGAUGUACCGAGUCCCGCGAAAAAGAGGAAACGAGACGAACUACGAUUGCACGCGAGUGGAAGUGCUAGAACGGAAGGAUAUUACAAAGUUGACAUCAGAGAGAAGGCUAAACAUAAACAUCAUUAUGCUCAAAGUAUACAGCGUAGCAAUGAUGUGGAGGACAGUGGUGGCUCUUAUAUUGGAGGUGAUGGUGUAAUGAAUGGUCCAAAGAAUAGUUCUAAAGCGUUGACCGGUAAGAUGCAAGCGUUGUCACGCGAAGCACGCAGUAAUCAACGUCGGUUGUUAACAGCUUUCGGAAUUGAUACGGACAGUGAUCUCCUUAAGUUUAAUCAAUUAAAGUUCCGUAAAAAACAAUUGAAAUUUGCUAAAUCUGGUAUUCACGAUUGGGGCUUAUUUGCCAUGGAACCAAUCGCGGCCGAUGAAAUGGUUAUUGAGUAUGUUGGACAAAUGGUUAGACCGGUUGUAGCCGAUCUACGGGAAGCCCAAUAUGAAGCUACUGGAAUCGGUAGUUCUUACCUCUUCCGCAUCGAUUUAGAUACAAUUAUCGAUGCGACAAAGUGCGGCAAUUUGGCGAGGUUCAUUAAUCACAGUUGCAAUCCGAAUUGUUACGCAAAAGUGAUCACGAUUGAAAGCCAAAAGAAGAUCGUAAUCUACAGUAAACAACCAAUAGGAGUUAACGAAGAAAUUACUUAUGAUUAUAAAUUUCCAUUGGAGGAUGAUAAAAUCCCUUGCCUUUGUGGAGCUCCUCAAUGCCGGGGUACCCUCAACUGAAUUGUUCAUUCUUUUUCGUGUCUUCUACACUUUAUCACACCCCGCUCAUAUUUUUGUAAAUAUUUCCCCAUGUAAACAUUUUAUAAAAAUGCAAUGGAAAAUGCUAAAUUAUGUUAAGAUGCGUUUUUCCUACUUUAUUACGAGACCCUUCUGAUCCAGCGUGCAAUUUCAACAAUUUGAGAUAAAUGUAUAAAUAAUUAUCACACUGUGUGUUAAAGUUAUUUUAUAAUUCAUUUUUGUAUUUACCAUCGACUGCUGAACAUAUUAAUCGACUGAUGCCAUGAAAAAAAUACAAUUAAAAUUGUACUCUUUUUUUCAGUGCAAUUAUUUGCAAUUAUAAACAAUGUAAAUAUUCUCUGUGUAUUAUAUACAAAGUGAUUUUCAAUUGUAUGUCAAUAGUUUCAAGAGUAAAUUUGUAAAAUGAAAAAGGA